This is a messenger RNA of Leptopilina heterotoma, 1840 nucleotides long. RefSeq lists its product as uncharacterized. Gene Ontology annotation, molecular function: DNA binding. Gene Ontology annotation, cellular component: nucleus. Bases 165 to 1736 code for a protein of 523 amino acids. The record is from RefSeq and is a predicted model, not a curated record. NCBI's taxonomy places the organism in Eukaryota, Metazoa, Arthropoda, Insecta, Hymenoptera, Figitidae. The transcript is spliced from 3 exons.
CUCUUCCUCUCGUGGUGCAAAGAGACUCACACCUCAGUGUGAAUGCACCUUUAUUUUUUACAAUGUUUGUAUUUAUUUUGUAUUUUUCACACAAAUGUACGCGAUUCUUCUGUUUUGCAAUGUAAUACAACCAGUAAUUAUUUAUAAAUUCGCAAUUAAUAAAAAUGCCAAAAACUAUAAAUACCGAAAGUGAAUGUAAAAAAUCGCGUGAAAUUAUAAAAGCUCGUAAAAAAGUAAAGAAACAAACGCGAUGUGCAUAUUCAAAGGAAAAUUUAUUAUCAGCCGUACAAGAGGCUAAGAAUGGAAUGCCAAUUGCGGAAAUUGCAAGAAAAUACAAUGUACCAGAAUCGACAAUUCGUUCAAAAAGAGAUAAUAAAUAUGCUGAUAAGAAACCAGGACCAGCAACUGUUCUUAGCACUGAGGAAGAAAAUGAAAUUGCACAUUGGAUUUUUCUUUGCUACCAAAGAGGAUUUCCAAUUGCUAAAAGUCAAUUACUCGAAGCUGUUGAAGUAAUUUGUCAAAAGAUAAAAAGAGAAAUUCCCUUUAGUAAUGGAAGACCGGGUAGAGGAUGGUUUACAGGUUUUCUAAGACGUCAUCCUCAAAUUUCAAAAUCAGUCUUUGAAAAUACAUCGUUAGAUAAGGCAAAAAUCUCCGAAGAAAGUUUACAGGAAUGGUUCGAUCAAAUAUCGAAAAAUAUUUCUUCCAUUAAUCUUUUGACAAUUGAACCGAAUAGAAUUUUCAGUUGUGAAGAAAUUGGACUUGUGAAUCCAAAUUCUUCUUCCACGGUAUUUUCGUCCAAGGGAUCAAAAAUUGUUCAAAAGACAACAAUGUAUAAUAAUCAGAAGAAAAAUGUAUCGAUAUUAAUCGCAGGCAAUGCAGCAGGUGACAUUGCACCAACUUUCAUCAUCUUUACUGAAGGAUCAUUAUCAAAAAAAAAUUCACAAACAAUAUCAUCUGAAUUGACUGUCGAUUAUAGUGAAGAUGGAUCAAUGACAUCAGGAAAUUUUUACAAAUUCAUUGUAAAUGUAUUUGACCCUUGGUUAACCAAAACAAAAGUGAAACGUCCAGUACUUUUAUAUAUCGAUAGCAAUAAAUUUCAAUUGACAUUGGAUCUCAGUAAAUUCUGCACAAAAAAUGAAAUUGAACUCAUAGCAUUGCAUUCAGAUGUGACGGAAGUUCUAAAUCCCCUAUGUGUAUCGUUCAUCCAUAUUUUCGAAGCUGAAAGAAUAAAGGCGAACAGCAUUAUUACUGAAGAUUCUCCAAGAAAGGAUAUAACAACCGAGCAAUUUGUUUCGAAUCUCAAGCAAACGUUUGACACUCUUAAUGUAAAGGAACUUUUACCAAAUUGUUUUAUGGAAUCUGGAUUGUAUCCUAACGUCAACUUUACAGAUUACAACGAGGUUUCAAAUCACAAUGAAAAUACAAUUGAUAAUGAAAUGGAGGACAAUGCUGAAUACGCAAAUAAUUGGGAACGUUUACAAUGUUUAGAAAGUCUGAUAAGUAAUGAUAAACUUGAAACUUUCAGACUAAAUGAAAGUCCAGAAUGGAAAGGUGAAAGAAGGGAUGAGAGUCUUUUUGAAAUUUGGUACAAAUUGUCUAAUUCUUGUACUGAGAUAGUACAUGAGGCAAAUAGAAAGAUUAUAGAUCCACAAAGUGAUUGUGAAGAUGUUAAACCCAUGGAUUUGGAGUUUGUGAAAAUUGAAAAUGACGAUGAAUCCAAUGAUGUGCUUGUCUAAAUUAGAUUUAAGUUAUGAACUAUUUUUUAAUACAGAGAGUUUGCAGAAACGACUGAACUGUAUAAAUUAUUUAAUAUAAUAAAUUAUAACAAUUUGUUACAAAA